Messenger RNA from Canariomyces notabilis, 216 nucleotides. RefSeq lists its product as uncharacterized. NCBI's taxonomy places the organism in Eukaryota, Fungi, Ascomycota, Sordariomycetes, Sordariales, Chaetomiaceae. The record is from RefSeq and is a predicted model, not a curated record. Bases 1 to 216 code for a protein of 71 amino acids. The transcript has 3 exons.
AUGUUGCCCAAGCUCCUCCUCGUCACGGUCACCCUCUUCGCCACUAUGAUGGGCCUCAGCACCGCACAGGGUCGGUGCGAGAAUGAGGCCGAUCCACAAGAGGGCAUCGGCAACUUCUGCUAUUGCGAAGACGGCACCUGCCAUGCCCACAGCCGAGACCCCAAGACCGCAUACGAAACGUGCAACCCCCCCGGCGUCGAGAUUCCGUGUCCCUAA